GCCGGAGAGUCCGAGGAGGAGGAGACGCCGUGCCCGGGCACCGACCAGAUGAGCAAGGCCGACCUGAUGUUCGACCAGACGCGCGACAGCACCAAGCGGCGAGCGGACCCACCGACGCGCAGGAAAAAGAAGGAGCCCCCCCCAGGGCGGGGAGCCCGAGGGUCCCUGAGACCCGCCACCGACGUCCCCCCAGGGGACGACGACGUCAUCACGUUCGGGAUUGACGUGGAGUACCACAAGGAGGAGAUCAACCUGAAGGACUACAGCUGGGUGCUAGAGCAGGUGACGGAAGCCGGGGUGGCGACAGACCUCUACGUGAAACAGCUGAUCGAGUUUUGCACGGAGGAGGACAGCCAGCUCGGGAAGGUCGCGGAAGAGCGCAAGGAUGCCGAGAUCAUCAGGAUUACCAGGAAGGACGCAGAUCUCAGCACGAAGAACGGGCUUGAGUUGGCUAAGAACCUGGCGGUGAAGAACCCUGGAGCAGACAUCUGGGGAAGCCUACCGUGCACGGCAGUCAGUGCACUACGCAACGGCUACAUUGGCAGGCAGGAAGGCCAGUACUGGACGAAGCUCGAAGCACGAAAGAAGAACAUCAAGAAAAUCGUGAAUCACUUCGUGGAAGUGAGCAGGAUCGUCAAAGACAAUGGGGGCGACGUGCACUUCGAGUGGCCACGCAACUGCCAUGGCUGGAAGUACUUCCCGGAGCUGACGGAGUUCUUCGACGAGCUGGGCAUGGAGAGGGUGAACUUCGCCGGGUGCCACGUCGGGGUAGUCAACACUAAGGGCGAGCCAAUCCACAAGCCGUGGACGCUGUGGACCAGCAGAAAGAAGCUUGCGACGGCCCUGAGCGGCAAACGCUGCCCGGAUCCUCAAGGACACGGACAUGCGGAAUGUUGUGGGAAGGAUGCUACCUUGUCGGGGAAAUACCCUGCGAGAAUGGCGAGGAUCAUCUGGCGGAACAUUGUGGAACCGCCGAAGCUGACGGGCCUGAUCGAGGAGCUAAGGCAGGAGGAAGCCCUGGCGAACGACAACAAGGAUAUGUUCGACCACGAGAGCGAGCUAGAGCUGACGAGCGACGAGCAACAGCAGUGGAACGACUUGCCGGCGCUGAAGCAGAACGAGUUAAUGAGGGCGGUGAUGCGCCUGCAUCGGAAUACGGGGCACCGACCACCGAGGGUGAUGAUCAGGAUUCUGCGGAGACGUGGGGCUUCAGCGACGACAUUCGCAGCCGUGAAGCAGAUCAAGUGCAGUUCGUGCAUCGAGAAUCAGGUGCACAGACCGAGACCAACAGCAGUACUCGAUCCAGCUCGAGAUCUAUGGCAGGUGGUAGGCAUCGACGUGAAGGAGAUCGUGGGCAACGACCAGAUCAAGCAGGAGUACCUUGUGAUCAUGGACGAGGCGAGCAAGCUGACACUGGCGGUCAAGAUCUUUUCAGUACCCGCCCAGGAGUCGAGGAACUGCACCGCCAAGGAGAUGCUGAAUGCUUUCAGAGGACACUGGUCAGAUCGGUAUGGCAUGCCGAGCGCACUUAGGCUUGACCCUGAAGGAGCAUUCGUGUCGCACGAGUUCUACGACAGCAUUGCUGGUGAAGGAGUCCAGGUGGCUCCGUGUGCUACUCAGGCUCACUGGCAGAACGGCAUCGCGGAGCGUGCGAUCAAGACGGUGUUCGAGUGCGCCAAGGCCAUGCAUCGUGAUCACGAGACCGACCUGAAGGCGGCGGUACAUGCAGCGGUGGAGGCACACAACACCGGCGAGAGGGUCGACGGUUACAGUCCAAGCCAAUCAGCCUUUGGACGAGAUAAUAACUGGUCGGGGACUCUCAAGAAGGAGGACCACCUGGACGUCGUGAAGUGCACGAACCAGAGCUACAUGGAGAACCUGUCCAGGCGGGCGCCGGCACCCAAAAUCAUUGGCGAGCGCAUUCUCAAGCAGCAGCAGGGUGAGGUGAUUUCAGCGGACAAGGGGGACGGGCCGAUGAACGAGGAGACCUACACGCCGGAGACCACAGCUCGUGCACCAGAAGAUGGAGACAAGGAGGAGCCAGAGUUCGAAGGCCUCAUAUCCAAGCUGGAGAAGACGACCAUGGGGAGGAUCACCGUGAUAAAGUACGAGGACGGCUCCGAGGAGACGGUCAAGGGCGACAACUGGAACGCGAAUGGGAAGUCUACGAGGUCAACGGGGCGACGCUGGACGGGCAGGACUUACCUGUUCCCCAUUGCGGACAAGCCGGAGGAGAUGAAGGUGGACCAGAAUAAUAAGGAGGUGAUCCAUGAGGAAGCGAAGAAGACGGUCGUGGAGCAGGUCCCGGAGACCCAUGAGGACAACGAGACAGACCAGCCGUCGAUGGGUGACAUCGAGAGCGAGAAGGUCAAGACCACUAAACAGACAUUUGCAGGGGAAGCAGAUCUCAGAAGACGGAUCGUCGAGAAGAGGAAAGUCAAGACCGACCUGUUCGAAAAGACGAAAAGGAGGGUCAGGAUGCGGACCAACUUCGGACCAGCACUGAGGAGCUACUGUGCCUUCUUCAAUGACAGACUAGCGGACGGUUACCAGCUGGACGGGGAGGACCUGGAGAUCCCGACGGGGACCGACUACGUCGAGGUCGCGCUCGAGGCGUUCGACGCGAACAGCAUGCGCAAGUUCACGAGGCAGCCGGAGCAGUACAUCACCAAGGCGAUGAAGAAAGGAAGGUCUGAGGCGAGCGUCAAGCACAUGACCGAUGAGCAGACGAGUUUGAUGAAGGGGGCGAAGUUGGUUGAGGCGAGAGACUGGGUCGCCAACGACGUGCUGGAGAGAGCUCGGAACAUGAUCUUCCAGAUGACGGCCAUGAAGAAGUGGAAGCUUAAGAAGGGCGACGUCAAGGCCGCGUUCCUGCAAGGAAAAGGGAUGCCCGACGACAAGCCGACCUACAUCGAGGCCAACGAUGAGCUGGCGGAGGAGUUCGGAGUACCUAGAGGGACGGCAGUGAGGCUCAAGAAGGCAGUGCACGGAUUAUGCCAAGCGCCAAAGUCGCGGCACGAGAGCGUGGACACCCUGAUGGAGCAGCUCGGUGGACAACGAUGCGUGUCGGACUCGUGCGUCUGGCUCUUCAGCGGCGAGAACGACAACGUGUUCGGAGUACUUGGCACACGCGUGGGCGACUUCCUGAUCGCCGGAGACGGUGGAGUUCGAUGGCGAGAGAUCGAGGCGAAGCUGCAGAAGGCGUUCCGCUGGACUCCAUGGGAAGAAAGAAGUUUCAAGCAGACCGGACUGUCGGUCACGCAGAUGGCCUGCAGCGAGAUCACCAUACACCAGAAGGAGUUCAUCGACAACAUCACCGAGAUCAACAUCGGCCAGGAGCGUCGCAAACAACGGGACCAGAAGCUGACGGAUAAGGAGAUGACAAUGCUUCGGGGGGCACUGGGUGAGAUCCAGUGGGUGGCGAUGCAGACGAUGCCGAAGUACCAGGCGCAGUGCUCUAUCUUCCAGAGCAGUGGACCGACGGCGACAGUGGAGACGCUCUUCGGGAUCAAUAAGCUGGUCAGGCAGAUGAAGAACGACCAGGGCUACAAGCUGAAGUUCGAGAGCUUCGAGGGCGAAGGCGUGGUCGCGGGCUGGAGCGAUGCAGCCCGGGCGAAUCGACCGGACGGACUCCCGACAGGAGGGUGUGUGAUUGGGAUCGCGCCGGCGGACAUCCUGAACGGGAAGCGGGCUCCAGUGGGCUGGGUUUCGCACCGCAGUGGGAAGCUACAGCGCGUGGCGAGGAGUUCGUUGGCGGCCGAGGUCCAGGCCCUGACAGUGACGGAGGAUGAGCUGUUCAUGGUCAGAAUGACGCGGGCCGAGCUGAAUGGUUUCGCAUCGGACGUGGCGAUGGGAACCGCGAGCGAGAGUAAGACGACAAAGCCGAUGCUGGAGGGCGCGAGGCAGGUGCGAUCGCGCCUGCGCGCGGACGCAAAGAGCAUCUACGAUUGUCUUGCCAGGCAGGUGCAGAUGCAGAGCUUGGCCGAGAAACGCACGGCGCUGGAGCUGAUGGCCUUCGAGAAGUGCAUCAACGAGACGGAGCUGAUCGUGAGGUGGCGCCACUCAGAGGCCAACCCAGCCGACAGCUUGACUAAGACGACAGCUACGGGACCCAUCGACCUGCACAUGAAGACAUGGAGCUGGGCACUGGUAGACGACGACGAGCAGCUCAGCGCCAAGAAGCGGAAGGAGCGCGGGAUGAGCAG
Prorocentrum cordatum is the source of this 4205-nucleotide messenger RNA. NCBI's taxonomy places the organism in Eukaryota, Dinophyceae, Prorocentrales, Prorocentraceae. The record is from the annotation of a GenBank genome assembly.